CAUGUUGUUUUCCCAAAGCGAACAACAAAGCGUCAAUAUCAAAGUUUUUCCUCUGUUUUCCUCUAUAUUUAUUGUAAAUAUCUCUGUUGGCGAACUUAAUAUUAUAUUUAUUGAUGUUUUAGAAGAAUUCAGUGGCAUAGAUUUGACAGAGAAAGCAUAGCAAACUUUCCAGCAUGUCUGUGGUUAUUGAGACCACACUGGGUGACCUGACAGUGGAUCUGUUCGUCCACGAGCGACCACUGACGUGCCUGAACUUCCUGAAGCUCUGCAAACUCAAGUUUUACAACUAUAACCUCUUUCACUCCAUCCAGCAUGGAUUCAUCGCACAGACGGGCGAUCCAACGGGUUCCGGACACAGUGGGAAUUCAAUCUGGGGUGUCAUCGAAGGCCCGCACAAGCGCUACUUCGAAGGCGAAACACUGCCCAAGAUUCGCCACACAGAAAUGGGACUUUUGUCGAUGGUGAGCUCUGGAGGCAACAUGAUUGGUUCCCAGUUCUUCUUCACUCUUGGCCAGGACUUGACGUCUCUGGAUGGCAUUCACUGUGUCAUUGGUGAAGUUGUGGAGGGCCAUGAUGUCCUGAGACAGCUCAGUGAGACGAUUUGUGACGAGAAAUAUCGUCCCUACAAGGAUGUGCGAAUUACUCACACUGUUGUGCUCGAGGAUCCAUUUGAUGAUCCUCGUGGAUUCCGUGAGCCCUCCAGGUCACCAUCGCCGUCAGUACAGAGACUGCAAGGUGGCAGAAUUGCCGCCGAUGAGGAGAUUGACGACACUCAAGGGAAGACUGAGGAGGAAAUCUCCGAAAUGUUGCAGAGUCAAGAGGCAAAGGCGAGAGCUACGAUCCUGGAGAUUGUGGGCGAUCUCCCAGAUGCUGACAUCGCCCCGCCUGAGAAUGUUUUGUUCGUCUGCAAACUGAAUCCUGUAACAACUGAUGACGAUCUGGAGCUCAUCUUCAGUCGCUUCGGGAAGGUGAAGGGCUGCGAGGUGAUCAGGGACAGCUCGACUGGAGCCUCUCUGCAGUAUGCUUUUGUGGAAUUCGAGGAGCAGAAGUCUUGCGAGGAUGCAUACUUCAAGAUGAACAACGUCCUGAUCGAUGACAGGAGGAUUCAUGUAGACUUUUCGCAGUCAGUGUCGAAAGUGAAGUGGCGAGGCAAAGGCAGAGGAGUUUAUCACGAGAAGGAUGAGAAGAGGAAUGGGAAAUCUGGUGAGAAUAGAAGAGAAAGAGAGUAUCCUGAGGAGAGAAAUCGCAGAGAUGAUCGCCGCAGGAGUCGUGAAAGGAGAAGAGAUUAUUCUCCAGCACCGCGAAUGUCUGAAUCAUCAAGGUACCAUCGCGACAGAGAUCACUAUAGAUCAGCCGCGAGAAGGAGAUCCCGAAGUGCUGAGAGAGGUCGAUUGAGACGCUCGCGAUCUCCAAUUGCCCAUUCAUCGCACAGAUCACGGCGGUCGCGCAGCGCUGAUCACCAUCGGAGGGUGUCACACUCCAACGGUCGAGACAAGAGACGCACUGAACGUGUGGAAUCGUCGAGCAGCGAGAGGGAGAAAGAGCAGAAGCGCAAGAAACAGAAGAGGAACAAGACCAAGAAGUCCAAGAAAUCGCGCACGAGCUCAGAUGACAGCUCCUCGAGCGACUCACAGGAUUACAGAAAGUCCAGCAAGAAGAAGAAGCGGAAGCACAAGAAAGACCGGUAGGAAGUGAGUGCGGGAAUGCGAUGUAAAAGAAGAAAGUGUGUUUGCAGAAUUAAAAGAAAAACUUACGCAACCACAGGAAAAGUCUCGCGAGUGACCCUCCUUUGAUGCAAUUCUUCGCAGAGUACGCAGAAAAGACCUUGUGUUUCGUGAGCUUCACGCUUUACGGAUUUAUGGCUUAUUCUGCGGACGAUUUAUGAUCAUUGCAGAGCACUCCCUCUCGACAAUAAUGUGUAUGUGUACAUGAUGGAAAAAAUUGAUAAUUAGGAAGCGAUAUGAAUCAUAAUUUCGCAGCACCAUUAAUUGGUAUGAGCAGAGCUUCUGCGGUCGCUCCUGGUUUGUUUAUCGAGUAAGCACCAGUAGAAUGGCAGAGAGAAAGAGAAGAGGAAGCCAAAGAAUGGAACAAUGAACUUAACUUUGUAGAAUGUUAAUUGUAGAGCCAUAUUUAGGCACGCGCGACGAAAAACCAAGACGCUGGUUAUUCGAAUUUCAGACUGGAGGUCUUCACCAGGCCAUGACCUUCUCACAAAAGUGGAGAAAGAGGUACUGCGAGAUGACAGUAUUUUUGUGGAUAAUCAUUCAUUGUAUUUAUGGUACAAUUGAGCUGGGCGAAACCUGGUUCUAUCUGUAAUCGCGCAAAAAUCAAAUGUCGCAAAAUCGACUAAAAUGACAACAGGGAGGCUAAUUAUGACGAAAUCUGACGAAAUUUUGACGAUGGUGUCCAAAAGUCGAAAAUUCAACUCUAAAUAUAUCACAAAAGUACAGUGAAGACAUUGAGAUAAUUCUGGGACUCGCGAAGAGCAUAAAUCAGCGUUAAUCACUGAUAACAUUGCCGAUUACUCGAGUGCAGAUCGUCGAUGAUCUUGUAAGACAUUCCGCUAAAAAUAUAAUUCUUUCUGCGUGUCUUCUUCAGUGGAAGUGUUAUUCAAGCAAUUAAAUUUUGGUAAUUAAAACACAGGAAAGUUUUCCGCUCUAUCUUCUUGCGUAAUAAAUUUUGGACCAUGAAUGAAUGCCAUAUUUUCAAGCGAAAUUUGAUAUGCUGCACUAUCUUUCAUGACACGAUUUCUCCGGCUGUUAUCAAUAGACUUGAUUACCACAAAUCCAUGAGCAAUUCCAAAUAUUUGGCAAAGGCUGAAGCUGUUAUUCUUCCCAGGCAAAUUUUGCUCUGUAAAAACAAUUAUAGUGAGAGCUCUAAACGGAGUAAUAAAAUGAAUAAAUAUCAUCGCAACGUGAAUAUUGAGAGACUUGAGUGUUUUCUCAUGACUUUUGUUGGAAUAUAAAAUUGAAAUUAUAUUGAAUUCUACUCUUCAAUCAUUUAACUCUCACGCAAUUUACUAUUUUCACUCAUAUCUCUUUGCCACUCUUCAUUGAAAAAAUUCCCCUCUUUGUGCAAUUUCUCGUGGAAUGGCUGAAAAAUGUAACUCAAUAAUAUCCUGAAUCCACCCUCAUGGAAGAGUGACUUUCUAGGAAGUUCGAAAGGGUCAAAAUUCACUUCAAACAUAUGUUUGGUUGACAAAAGAAGCGGUUAAGCGUAUAAUAUUUAACAUGUUAGCAAUGAAAUAUAUUCACUAAAAAUGUGUAAUGUUUGUUUUCGAGUCGAUAAGCCGAUAAUGAAAAUAGGCACAGCAGAAAUGGCACAUUCACUGACAACGCUCGCAAAUUGCACGAAAUACAAAUUAGGAAUGAUAAGAAAAAAAAUACAGGGAAAUUGUGCAACAUUUCAUAAUGUCUUAUCGCACGGAAUAUUACACAAAGUCCACAAAAGUUAGUGAGAAUAUUUCGGCAUCCGAAGCAUAAUCGACAAUUCAGAGUGCGGGAAUGGGAAAAAACCUAUACAAUUUGCUAUGGACAAAAUGAAAAUUACACAUAAUUGGCCCGAAAAGUCACCUCUAAAUGUAAUGAGCAAAAAAAACCAUUCCAGAACAAUUCCAAAAGAGUAAUUGUGACAAAAUUUUCAAAUGAGGUUCACGAUGAAAAUAUUGUGGCCUUCGGGGUGCUUUUUGAGUUUCUUUAAAAUAAAAGACCUCUCUUCUGCGGCGCGAAACACGAAGAAGGUCACGCUACAGAGAAUUAAGAGUUUUCGCGAUGGAGAAAAAAUUGAAAUGACUCACGAUGGAAUAAAGUUGCAAAUCACAUCUAUUUCUGUCUCUCUUCAGUGUGUGUUUUAUUUUUUUUGCCGACCAAAAUACUCUCUACUGAACGACAAGAUAGUCUGCAUUUGAAUUCGCAUUUUUUUCACGUGACACUGCAAACUAGUCUCAGAAGCGAGAAAUUUUCUUCAUACUUUUUUUGCACCUCAAUAUGUGCUCUCCCCAUGAUAUUCUAUAUCGCCACGGGCGCUGUGUUAGUGGAUAAAAUCGGUGGUAUCGGCAUAAAUAAAUAAUUACAUACAGUGCGAGUGGUGUGCGAGCAAUGAGAAUGUGUUCAGAGAACUUGCUUGAAAAUGAUGUGUUCAUGAAGUCGAUGGAGGUCAGGAUUGGAUUUAAUGAUGAGCUGCUUGGAGAAGAAUUUUACGAAAAAUGAUAUGUAAUAGAAUUCCCAGUACAACACUGACACCCUUUCCCACCACUUCGCUGCCGUGUUCCAGGUGAGCCACAAUAUCAAAUGCAUGCUCGCGACGUACGCUUACGUAUGUUCAUGCUUUGUGCAGGGAAGUCGAGGGGUCAACAAUCCAAUGCCAACUCG
Molecule: messenger RNA, 4370 nt
Organism: Phlebotomus argentipes
Lineage: Eukaryota; Metazoa; Arthropoda; Insecta; Diptera; Psychodidae
Product: peptidyl-prolyl cis-trans isomerase sig-7
Exons: 3
Coding region: 174-1688 (504 amino acids)
Biological process (GO): protein peptidyl-prolyl isomerization
Cellular component (GO): nucleus
Molecular function (GO): RNA binding; peptidyl-prolyl cis-trans isomerase activity
Source: RefSeq, a predicted model, not a curated record